This is a messenger RNA of Morus notabilis, 2122 nucleotides long. RefSeq names its product serine/threonine-protein kinase RIO1. Bases 183 to 1874 code for a protein of 563 amino acids. Gene Ontology annotation, biological process: protein phosphorylation. Gene Ontology annotation, molecular function: protein serine/threonine kinase activity; ATP binding. The record is from RefSeq and is a predicted model, not a curated record. Lineage: Eukaryota; Viridiplantae; Streptophyta; Magnoliopsida; Rosales; Moraceae. The transcript is spliced from 12 exons.
UAGUUUUCCCACUCCGCUAGAAAAACCUUCCCUUCUUCACCGCCAACGCCGCCUUCCAACUCAAACUCGCCCCUCUGUCAGCUCCCUAACCGGCUACCGGCGAUCUCCUCUUCAUUACUGCUAAUAUUUAUCAUUCAUCCCCAGAAUUUUCUCAGCACAAUCGCGAAGUUUCGAUUGCAAAGAUGGCCGUGGCAGAAGAAAAAUUCGACCUUUCCGAGCUAAAAGCAGCCGUUAAUGGCGGCGGGGGAGGUGUGGAAGAAGAAGAAGUAGAAGAGGAAGAAGAUGUUUCGUCGUCGUCGGACUCGGAAAUCGGAGACGCACUGGACUUGUUGGACUCGAAGGACGACGACUAUGGAUUCGAAUCCGGUUUCACGCUCAACUCGAGGCGUCCCAACGCUCAUGGAGGGAUUCACUCUCGCCAUAACUCCUCAACUCUUCAGCCUCUCUCGAAUAAGAACCAGAAGUUCUCCAAAAAUAUCCGCGCUUCGCCUCUCGAGGAGUGGGAAGGGAGGUUGAACGUGGGCAUGUCGAACUCGGUCACGACGGCGAUUCGCGAGAGUGUUCGGGACAUGGCGAUAGGCAAAACGAAAACCACCGAGAAAGCUGACCGGGCGACUGUUGAGCAGGCAAUUGAUCCUAGAACUCGGAUGGUUUUGUUCAAGAUGUUGAAUCGUGGUGUAUUUCAUGAUAUUAAUGGGUGCAUUUCAACUGGUAAAGAAGCAAAUGUUUAUCAUGCAACAAAAUCUGAUGGCCAGGAACUGGCAAUUAAAGUAUACAAAACUUCUGUUUUGGUAUUUAAGGAUAGAGAUCGAUAUGUACAAGGUGACUAUCGAUUCAGACAUGGAUACUGCAGGCACAACCCCAGGAAAAUGGUGAAAACUUGGGCUGAGAAAGAGAUGAGGAAUCUUUUGAGGCUAAAGGCAGCCGGGAUACAGUGUCCAACUCCAUUACUUUUGAGACUUCAUGUUCUGGUGAUGGAAUUUAUAGGAAAAUCGGGUUGGGCUGCACCUCGUCUUAAAGAUGCCGCUUUAUCACUAGACAAGCUACGUGAAGGUUAUUUGGAGAUGAUAAUUGCCAUGAGGACAUUAUAUCAAAAGUGCAAACUGGUGCAUGGAGACCUCAGUGAAUAUAACAUACUUUAUUAUGAGGGUCACUUGUAUAUUAUUGAUGUUUCGCAAUCAGUCGAUCUGGACCAUCCUCAUGCCCUCGAUUUUCUGCGUGAAGAUUGUGUUCAUGUUUCUGAUUUUUUCAAGAAACAUGGUGUAGCUGUUAUGACAAUCCGAGAACUAUUUGAUUUUAUAGUUGAUCCUUGUAUUGCUGACGAAGCUGUGGAUAGUUAUCUUGAAGAGAUACAACAAAAAAUUAUGUCGAGAGAUGUAUCUGCAGAGGAUGAAAUUGCAGACUCCGUAUUUGUGCAGUCAUAUAUUCCAAAGACAUUGGAUCACGUGAAAAAUGUUGAGGAGGAUGUAAUACGGCUGACUAGUGGUCAGGACACCGGGGAUAUGUACUAUAAGACUAUUACCGGACUAAAGCAGGCUCUUUCUAGAGAUCAACCGGCUUUGGUCGAGAAACAACAGAAGCAGCAGCCUGAGGCGAAUGUCGUUGAAGAUUCAACGGCCAAUCCAUCUGGUCAUUCUAACCUGCCUGAGAUUGAGUCAGAAUCUAGUGCAGAUGAGGAUGAAGAAAACUCGAGAGAUUUUGAAGAGAGUUCUUCAUCUGAAACCGAGUCACAUGCUCCUGUUGAUAGGAAAACUGCUAGAAAAGAGAACAAAAAGAAGGUCAAAGAAGAGAAAAGGGAGGCUCGGAAGAAUAAGGUGCCCAAGGCUGUGAAGAAGAGAAAGCAAAAGUUGGCAAAAGCCCACAAGACAAGGUAGCUGUUUCCCUAUUAAAUGGCUGCACUUAAGAUUAGCUAUUUUGGUAAUGGCCAUGUAAAAGCUAAAUGGACAAAGAAUUGAGCAGUUUUUUCGUUGUUUGAUAAUUAUCAAUUGAGCAUUCAAUUUUGGUAACUUAAGCAAUGUGUGUUGUCCGUUUAUUCUUGCCUCUUAAUGCUUCUUGGGUAGAGUGAAAGGUAUAGAGAUCCAUAAAAGACAACAAACUGCGGAAUCAAAUUUUGAAGUUACAA